This is a messenger RNA of Paramisgurnus dabryanus, 1498 nucleotides long. It is a transcript of the gene btc, whose product is annotated as betacellulin, epidermal growth factor family member. Gene Ontology annotation, biological process: epidermal growth factor receptor signaling pathway; positive regulation of cell population proliferation; positive regulation of mitotic nuclear division. The record is from RefSeq and is a predicted model, not a curated record. Gene Ontology annotation, molecular function: growth factor activity; epidermal growth factor receptor binding. Lineage: Eukaryota; Metazoa; Chordata; Actinopteri; Cypriniformes; Cobitidae.
GUGGUUUAGUGAUCGCUGCCUGUCUCACUAACUUGAGAAAACUAGAAGGUAAGUUUGGGAAGGCUGCUAAAAACGUCACCAGCAACUUGGAUAUUAAAUGUAAUCGAUAAAGCAAAUAAUCGAUUUAAAAUGAUCGACAAUAGUCGUGCAAGGCGUCUGAAUGUGAACCGUUGACACUGGGAAUGAAUUUGACCAUUUGACACGAUACUGCGAAAUGGACAAGACCUACACUUUUAUACUGGGAAUCGUCACAGCUUUUGCCCUAUGCAAAUACUCACGGGCUGAAUGGAAUACCACACGGGUAUCAGGGAACAUCACUGUGUCUUGCAAUCACCAUGACAACAGCAGCAACUGCACAGAUGUUAAAGAUGACCACAGCUGGAGUGGCCACUUUUCUGAGUGUCCUACGGAGUACAUGCAUUACUGUAUUAAUGGUGAUUGCCGUUUUGUAAAAGAGCAAAACACUCCUUCGUGCAGAUGUAAAAGUGGAUAUAUCGGCACUAGGUGUGAAUAUCAUGACAUCUAUCCUAUUGUAGGGGAAAAAGAGAAAAUAGUCAUUGCAUGUGUAGUUGCAGGACUGGUGUUUCUGAUCCUGUUCAUUGUCUUCAUAUGCAUCUGUACAAAUAAACGAUAUAACCCCUGUAGGAAAAAGAAGAAAAAAAUUAAAACAGCAGAUGAAACUGAAAAGCUCAGCUCUUUGAACUCAAAUGAAGCUGCUGCUGCUGCUGCAGACACACGUGACACAAAUGUUGUAUGAAUCAAUCAGUGAAGUGCACCUGCCAGGGUUGGUGAUUUUCUUGACUGUAGUGUGAAAAUAAGCUCUGGAAAGGAUGAAAGCAGUGCUUUACAGUAAUCCAACCUCUGCCGUUCUCCGUGCUGCCUUUUUACUGUGUACCCCAUUCAUCACAUCACAGUUGCCUUGCUGGUUAAACAACAAAGCAUUUCAGAAGAAAAGAUGGAGAGAAACUGAAUUGGACUUAGAAUGUUUGUGACGAGUAGGAUGGUUUAUAAUUCAAAUAUAUGAACAGCUGUUCCUAUGUUCACUAUUUACAAUGUAACAAAGCCCAGCACCAUCAAUGCUGGUUGAGACACUGGGCUAGUUAUAUUGAUGUUGCUUAUGAGUGAAAAUGUAACCAAAUAUAAAACAGUCAUAUUUACAAUAUUUUUUGGAAUUAGUUCUCUCAACAUUGGUUGAGAGGCAGUUACCUACUGUAAAUUGAUGAUUGUAUGAUAACUACGUGUUCGUGACACUUUGAAAGAUUUCAUUUGUAAUUCUAAGGAAAAUGUCUUAAAAUCCCUGAACCAAUUUUUGCUGUAUUUAUUAUUGAAACAUGUACACUAAACCUGUUUCAUUUUGUUUACUAAAGGAGUUUCACAAGCUUACAUUUUUAAUUGUUAAAAAUGUUACCAAUGUUGUAAAAAAAUGUAUUUGUUGUGCUGUUUGCUUUGUUCAGAGAGAAGUAUUAACCAAUAAAAAAAUAAAGUUUUUGUAAUUUCA